UUGGAGAUGGAAGGCUUUGGUGCCAACAGUGUCGAAGAACUGGAUGUGGGCGAUCUCGAGAGCGCGGGGCUAGAACCAUCCGAGGCUCUACACUUCUACCAGGAGCUCCAGGUAGCGUUGCAAAGGGCAGGAUUUGGAAAACUCGAGUCGAUAUGGAGGCUUGUAUCUCAAAGUUUGCUCACGCCUCGACAUCCUCACACACUCCAUCAGCUCAUGUACUACUCGAUCUACAAGAAUUGGGACGAGUUGCAAUGCGGUCCACCACCGUAUUGGUUUCCAUCGCUGGAGUUCGCAAGGAGUACGAGCAUUGGACAGCUCCUCAAGGCUCGUGGAAACGAACUUCUCGGCAAUAAGGUAUACGUUGAUCCAAUCGCGAGCUUUACAAACUUCUACAAGUUCUCGGUUCAGCAUCCGGAGAUUUUCUGGUCCAUUGCGUUUGAGAACCUGAGCUUGCAUUUUUCUGUGGAACCCAAACAAAUGGUGGACUCGAGUGAUUCGUCACGUCCAGCAGGAAAAUGGCUACCCGGUGCUGUCUUGAACGUUGCUCACUGUUGCUUGCUACCAAAGCCGAACAUCGGAAAGACGGACGAUAGCAUCGCCAUUAUAUGGAGAGACGAAGGUGGAGAUGAUUUGCCUCCCAGCACAAUGAAACUCUCGGAGCUUCGGCACCAUGUCAGCCGGGUGGCAUUCUCGCUUCAAGCUGCCGGUUUCCAAAGAGGAGAUCGAAUCGCCAUCGACAUGCCAAUGCAUAUCCACGCUGUUAUCAUCUACUUGGCCAUAAUUCUCGCGGGCUGCGUGGUAGUGUCAAUAGCUGACAGCUUUGUUUCCUCGGAGAUCGCUGCUCGCCUAGCGAUCUCCAAAGCAAAGGGGAUCUUCACUCAGGAUGUGAUAGUGAGAAGUGGUAAAACAAUCCCGCUGUACAGUCGAGUUUUGGGAGCUAAACCACCAAAGGCAGUCGUCCUUCCAUCGGAUGGAAAAUCAGUGCGUGUUCCAAUCAGAAACCAAGACGUUUCUUGGGAGGAGUUCCUUGCAAAUGGAAACGGCAGAAACAGGUACACAGAAAUGAUCGAAAACUUUGGAGCAUUGUCACUCAGAUUCAUCUGCAGAUCUGGAGACGAGUUCCCGGCUGUGCAAUUACCCGUCGAGGCAUGGACAAACAUACUCUUCUCUUCAGGCACUACCGCCGAGCCAAAAGCAAUCCCGUGGAACCAGACAACUCCCAUGAGAUGUGCUGCCGAUUCAUGGGCACACUCCGAUCUCCAAGCUGGUGAUAUUUACUGCUGGCCAACGAAUCUGGGAUGGAUGAUGGGACCUUAUCUUAUCUCUGCUUGUCUACUCUCUGGAGCAACAAUGGCACUCUACAACGGGUCUCCUCUCGGACGAUCUUUCGGAAGGUUUGUCCAGGAUGCGAGAGUUACGAUUCUAGGAACCGUGCCGAGCAUGGUAAAAACUUGGAAGAAGGUCAACUGCAUGGAUUCACUCGACUGGUCGAGUAUCAGAUCGUUUGGAACAACUGGUGAGGCUUCUAGUAUCGAUGACGAUCUGUGGCUCAGCGCAAGAGCUUGGUAUAAACCAAUUCUAGAGAGUUGUGGUGGAACCGAGCUUGGCUCGGCUUUCCUUCACGGAUCACUGCUCCAACCGCAGGCCUUCGCAGCUUUCAGCACUCCGAGCUUGACAACGGCCUUUGUUCUUCUUGAUGAUUCCGGAAGACCAUACCCAGAUGACCAGCCUUGCUCUGGAGAGAUUGCUCUCUUCCCCAAGCUUCUUGGAGCUUCAUACACGCUGUUAAACGCUGAUCAUCACAAAGUCUACUUCGAAGGCAUGCCUGUGAUCAAUGGGAUUCAACUUCGGAGACAUGGCGACGUGUUUGAGCGAACGGCCGGAGGCUUCUAUAGAGCUAAAGGUCGAGCAGACGAUACUAUGAACCUUGGAGGCAUCAAAGUGAGUUCUGUGGAGAUCGAGCGAGUUUGCAAUACCGCGCACAACAGCGUUCUUGAGACCGCAGCCAUAGCCAUGCCUCAAGGAAAAGGCGGCGGCCCCGACAACUUGAUCGUCGCUGCGGUUCUCAAAGGUGCUCUUCCACCAGGUGAAAAUCACCCAGAAAUGCUCAAGAGGAUCUUCUCGAAGGCUCUCCAUGACAACUUAAAUCCUUUGUUCAAGGUCCAUGCGGUGGUUCUUCUUCCGGAAUUUCCUCGCACAGCGUCAAACAAAAUCAUGCGAAGAGUCCUUCGAGCACAAAUGCCGCGCAGCAAGCUCUGAGAUUUUCCUGCUGGUAGAUUUGUUCACCAUCAAAACCAAACUUUUACCAUUCACAAAGAUAUGGCAUUACCAUCAAAACCAAUUUUUUAUCAUUCACAAAGAUAUAGUUACAUUGAGGAACAUGUAAAUGUUCUUGGCAUGA
Selaginella moellendorffii is the source of this 2401-nucleotide messenger RNA. RefSeq names its product probable acyl-activating enzyme 18, peroxisomal. The coding region runs from base 7 to 2259 and encodes 750 amino acids. The transcript is spliced from 13 exons. The record is from RefSeq and is a predicted model, not a curated record. NCBI's taxonomy places the organism in Eukaryota, Viridiplantae, Streptophyta, Lycopodiopsida, Selaginellales, Selaginellaceae.